This is a messenger RNA of Strongylocentrotus purpuratus (purple sea urchin), 2545 nucleotides long. RefSeq names its product stress response protein nst1. The transcript is spliced from 5 exons. The record is from RefSeq and is a predicted model, not a curated record. The coding region runs from base 147 to 1505 and encodes 452 amino acids. NCBI's taxonomy places the organism in Eukaryota, Metazoa, Echinodermata, Echinoidea, Camarodonta, Strongylocentrotidae.
AAAAAUGGUGAAAAGAAUGAUGAAGUGGUGCAGGUCUCCACUGCACUGGGAUGAUCAUACUGAUGGAAAGUUUGAUCAACUUGAGGAUGAUAAUGUCUAAUAAUAACGGAUAUAAUUUCAGGAGGAUGCUAGUGACAACGUGAGUGAUGAGAAACGGGCUGCAGCGCUGCUGGUUUAAUCUCUUGAAGUUAGACUAUGAGCCGAGUUCAUUGUUUGCGAAAAUGGAGGCACGUAAGAAAAGAGGACGUGGACGACCUCGAAUUUCGGACGAAGAAAGAAAACUAUCCCAGGCCAGAGCACGGGCAAAGUAUAGAGAAAGGGUCGAUGUAGAUCAAGAUAGGAGAAGAAUCAGACUGCAUGUGAAAACUUUUCAACAAUGGAGGAAGCUGAGGGAAAAGUCGAGCGUAAACAGCGACGAUGGCUUCGCAAGGCUUCUGAUGAAAUGUUUCAGUGAACAUGCCGAGGAGUACAAAGGUGAGAGCAUCCUUGCACCUUUCCAAACAUCCUUACCCUUGGGAUCAGAUGGGGACAGAAGUGAACAUCAUCACAGGGACCAAGGUAAACCACAGGUACAUGUAAAAGAGGGGAAAACAAAGAGAAAGCGAGGUCGUCCAGCAGGCAGAACCAACGCCAUGAAGGUUCAGAGGUCAACGCCCACAGCACCUCCUACUAAGUACCCUCCCAGUAUUAAGAGCAAUGCCUCGUCACCUCAUAUACCUACAGCAACUCCUGCAAUACCUACAACACCUACAACAACUCCGGCUAGGAGGCUGAUGAAGAUCCCUGAUGAAGAUCUAUCACAUUUUUCACCGACUGUACGAUCAGCACGUUUAGCAUUUUCCAGAGCGCUUGCUCAGUCCUUCAACGCUAUGACUUCACCCGAUCGUACAGAGUCGGUCAAGAGAAACCUACAUUCGGCCUCGAGCUCUGAUGAUACGAUAGCAACUCCAGCUCAUGGUGUUUAUUUCCAGAAUUCCCUGCUAGAAAGCACAUGUGACCCGUCUCUUAGACUGUCGACCUUUCCACAAACAACGGUGAUCGGUGUUGCGCCGAUAGACGGUACGCAGCAUGGAAGCACAUUUGAAUCAUCGCAUAGACUUUUGGUUGGAGAAUGUGUCCUUGACACUGAAGCGUACCAGGACAGUGCUGGGGAGGAUUAUUAUUCUCAAUCGUCUGUACAGUAUGGUGAGGCAGUGUUUGGUGAUGAGAGGGUCCAGUCCAUACCGGGCCAACCAGAACCACAGCCUUCAGUGAAAACAGAGUUGGUUGUUGAAGCCAAUGGCAGUAGUCACCUAGCAUCGGAACCAGACCUGAGCCUCACAUUAAGUCCAGGAGCAGGAAUCAAGGAAGAGUCCAUCGAGCUGGCCCAACCUCUUGGAAAGCAUGAUUCCAAGGGGGUCAAGGUCCCGGAUCCAACGCGGCGGUCUAGACUCAAUCAGAUUACAGGAGGACUCUUAAACAGACUCAAAAUGAGGGCCAUGACUGCGGAACCAACGCAAGACUGAACAUGCAAUGUACCUUGAUUUCAAGGUGAUCAGGGUUCCGGAUCCAACGCGGCGGUCUAGACUCAAUCAGAUUACAGGGGGACUCUUAAACAGACUUAAAAUGAGGGCCAUGAAUGCGGAACCAACGCAAGACUGAACAUGCAAUGUACCUUGAUUUCAAGGUGAUCAAGGUUCAGGCUCUACUGUAGUAGUGUAGACUUCAUCGGAUAAUAGGAGGUCUUUUUAAACAGACUUAAAAUGAGGGCCAUGACUGCAGAACCAACGCAAGACUGAGGUGGUCAAAGUUCCAAAACAGAUCAAAUGGUCUAGAUUCAAACAAAUUACUGGUGGAUGCUUGUAUAGACUCAGUAUGAGAGCGAUGAAUGCGGGACCAACACAAGACUGAACUUGUAAACCAUCUUGAUUUGGAAGUGGUCACAGUCCAAUGCAGAUCCAAUGCAGCUGUCUAGACUCAAUCAGAUUACAGGAGGUCUUUGGAACAGACUUCAGAAGAGUGCCAUGAAUGCAGAACCAACACACAUGAUGUCAUGGUAUAUGAUAUACCGGUAUAUUAUUUAUGUAAGGUUAUGUUGAUUCUUUGUUUGUUUGUAAAAUGUGAGCAAAACAAAUUUCCAAUAUUUGACAGUAAAUUGAAAUUGAAAUUGAAAAAAAAAAUUGAAAAAAAUGGUGCCUGUUGACCACCAAACUUUUAGAGAAACUUUCUUUUAUAAGAAAAUAAAAAUUGAAAAAUGUGAAUUGAAAUUCAUUGAUACCCACAUGAAUUUUUAAAUAAAAUGUGUUGGGUUAUUUUAAUCAUUUUUAUUUUCAAUUCAAUUGAAUUCAACAUUUUAACAGUAAAAAUAUAGUGAUACAGUUUACAUCAUAAAUGAAAAUAAUGUGAGAUUGUCCUCAAGAUAUGACAAUCAUACAAAGAAACCAUGGAAAGCAUAAUAAUAAUAAUAAUAAUACAGCAUUUAUUAUGCGCCAUCGAUCUAGUAAACAAUUCUGAGACGCAGAGGGAUAGAAUUAGAAUGAGAUACAUAGAGAAUUGAGAAGGGGGG